AAUAUGAUGCAAUAUUAGCAGGAACACCAAGUCAACAACAACACUCCAGUGGAGGGAGGGGGCACUUGUUCUCACGACUACGACCCCCCCGUGAGGGCGGCUACCGACCAUCACACAGCGGACACACCGGUGGACCGAAGCCCGGGUCCGGUUCCGUGCGUCACGGCCCUGCGAAGCCUGCCUUCCCGCCCCGCCCCCACAUGCUAAGCCGUACCUGUAGAGUAGUAAUGUGUUUGUCGUUGAAUUUGUUCUCGCAGUAGCGCAGCACCAAGGACGUCUUGCCCACGCAGCCUUCCCCCAGCAGGACCACCUUGAACGAGAAGUUUCUGCCGCCGCUGCCCGCUGCCGCCAUGGCGGCCAGUCGCUGUGUCACAACAAGCUAGCUGCCGAUGCUAACGCCCAGCUCCUCACAUCGGCACGCCCGCUCUCGGCCGAUAAACGAAGGAAAAGCCGUCGACAACCGAGGUGGAACACGAACUCAAGACAUGAGGGACGUUCAUUUAAAGUCGGUUGAUAUUGUCGUCGGUCUGACGUGCUGAUUUUCGCCCAACUAAUGGCGUCGCUUUGAGCUAGCUGCUGUUAGCCGGUUAGCCCCAAACACCGUCUAUUCGGAAAGAUGCACCACGCGUGACCAUGCGCAGAGACGACACGAUUUGCCCGGUCGUAUGCGGGUUACCGUCGGUGUAAAGAACACGUAGAGUUAUCGAUAGGUUAAUGUAGGCGAUCUGGUAAGGUUUGAUGUCCCGACGCUGUCGUGCAACAAGCCAACCACUACAGACGGACGGUGUGGUAAAAAAGCAGCAGAGCGCGACGCCUUCUCUGUGUACGAUCUGUGCCGUGUCACAUGACAGGGGUCUGGCCUUCCUCAUAAUUUGUCAACAAAAACAUCUGAAAGCUGUCACACUUGUGAACAAUGAACAAUUCCCACCUCGUGACACACAACGUGACGCUUUUCACCGUGACGUCGCCGCCAUUGAUGCUCGUUUGUUCAAACAUUCCCCAGACAUGAUCAUGGGGCUGGUGGCCAUCAGCGUGCUAACCCGCAUACCCAUAUGUCAUAUUGGACACGCGUAUGUUGGCAUUAUACUAUACAUGCUUAUUCUGUUCAUACACCGGCUAUUAUUGGCCAUAAACAAGUUCAUAUAGUAUUUAUUAUAAACAGAAACGGAGUAAUAUUGAGCAUGAACAAGUUCAGAUAGUACAUACAUGUGGUAAUGUUAUACAUAAAUAUGCUAAUAUUGAGCAGAAAGAUGUUAAUAUAAUACCUGCUAAUAGUAUUCUUAAAUAUGCUAAUAUAGUACAUAAACAUGGCCAUAGUAUACUUGAAUAUGCUAAUAUAGUACGUAAACAUGUAGUAGUGUACUUAAAUAUGCUAAUAUAGUACCUAAACAUGUAGUCGUAUACUUGAAUAUGCUAAUAUAGUACAUAAACAUAUAGUAGUAUGCUUAAAUAUGCUAAUAUAGUACAUAAACAUGGUCGUAGUAUAGUUAAAUAUGCUAAUAUAGUACAUAAACAUGGUCGUAGUGUACUUAAAUAUGCUAAUAUAGUACAUAAACAUGGUAAGAGUGUACUUAAAUAUGCUAAUAUAGUACAUAAACAUGUAGUAGUAUACUUAAAUAUGCUAAUAUAGUACAUAAACAUGGUAAGAGUGUUUUUAAAUAUGCUAAUAUAUACAUAAACAUGGUCGUAGUAUACUUAAAUAUGCUAAUAUAGUACAUAAACAUGGCCGUAGUAUACUUAAAUAUGCUAAUAUAGUACAUAAACAUGUAAUAGUAUACUUAAAUAUGCUAAUAUAGUACAUAAACAUGGUCGUAGUAUACUUAAAUAUGCUAAUAUAGUACAUAAACAUGGUGGUAGUAUACUUAAAUAUGCUAAUAUAGUACCCAAACAUGGUAAGAGUGUUUUUAAAUAUGCUAAUAUAGUACAUAAACAUGGUGGUAGUGUACUUAAAUAUGCUAAUAUAAUACCUAAAGAUGGUGGUAGUGUACUUAAAUAUGCUAAUAUAGUACAUAAACAUGGUGGUAGUGUACUUAAAUAUGCUAAUAUAAUACCUAAAGAUGGUGGUAGUGUACUUAAAUAUGCUAAUAUAAUACCUAAAGAUGGUGGUAGUGUACUUAAAUAUGCUAAUAUAGUACAUAAACAUGGUGGUAGUGUACUUAAAUAUGCUAAUAUAAUACCUAAAGAUGGUGGUAGUGUACUUAAAUAUGCUAAUAUAAUACCUAAAGAUGGUGGUAGUGUACUUAAAUAUGCUAAUAUAGUACAUAAACAUGUAGUAGUGUACUUAAAUAUGCUAAUAUAGUACAUAAACAUGGUGGUAGUGUACUUAAAUAUGCUAAUAUAAUACCUAAAGAUGGUGGUAGUGUACUUAAAUAUGCUAAUAUAGUACGUAAACAUGUAGUAGUGUACUUAAAUAUGCUAAUAUAGUACAUAAACAUGGUGGUAGUGUACUUAAAUAUGCUAAUAUAGUACAUAACCAUGGUCGUAGUAUACUUAAAUAUGCUAAUAUAGUACAUAAACAUGGUGGUAGUGUACUUAAAUAUGCUAAUAUAAUACCUAAAGAUGGUGGUAGUGUACUUAAAUAUGCUAAUAAAGUACAUAAACAGAAGUAAAGAAAGGCAUAGAGCAUCUACUCGUCUCCAACAUCUAGAAGAUUCCUAACUGUGUAUCAUACAGUACGUGUACAUGAUACAUCAUAUACUACGUGUAUCACCAUGAUACUGCGUAUGGUUGAUUGCUAGGACCUUUGACCUUUUGAAAGGUUGUUGACAUGGAGGGUGAUGUCACACGUAGAGAGAGGGAGAGGGAGGUGUGUAAGACAGCCACUUCCUGUUCCAGGCUCAAAGUCCACUUGACACAAAGGACACACACACACACACACACACACGCACACACACACAGACACACACAGCAGGAGAACCUUGUCGUUGCGUCCACCACCGACUGAUCGGAAGCAGAAGAAGGAGCCAGGAUCCACAUGCGGCGGUCCAGAGACCCACAUGGAUAGCACCUGAGGUCGGUCAGGAGGAAGAAUCCCCCCCGGGACAGCCAGCCGCCCCAAGCAGGCGCGGCCAUCUUGGAGCGCUAGGCGGCAGGCCAUCAUGGAGGCUCAGGUGCACGGCGAGAAGGAGGCGCUGCAGGAGUUCUUCGGCGGUUGGGAUGUGAGUCAUGUUCUGGAAAGUUCUGUUGCCGUGGAUACCAGCAUCCUGGAGCGCUACCUGAGCGGCGACUCGGACCCCAACGCUUUCGUACUUCCUGACUCUCCUCCCGACUCGCAGGCCUGCUCUCCCGAGCAGAUCCCAGACCCCGCCUACCUCGCGACUGAUCCCUCGCUCAGCCAGAAUCCCGCCGUGGCCCCGCCCCCGCAGCACUCAGGCGGACCCUUGCUGCACCCGCAUCAACAUCAUCUUCUUUCACCGCAAACGCUCGCCUGCAAUAUCACCUGGGGGGCUUCUGCCCCGCCCCCAGCCUCGUGUGUGCUAGGCUCCGCCUCCUCACUGCGGACCAGUUCGCCCGGCAAUAAAAGGCGGCGACGACGAAGCGGCUCGCAGGACUCGUCCCCAGGACCGGACACGACGUGCGGCGAUGGGGACGCGGCUUCCCGAGGACACGGUCCGAGCGGCUCGCUGACGUGGGAGAACUUCCGCCCAGGCGAGUGGAACGCCACCAUGGACGCCAGCUUCCAGACGCUGUGUGCCCCCGCCUUCCUGGUGGACACGGACAAGGGCUUCCACUACUCGCCGGCCGACGACGCUUUCAUCUGCCAGAAGAAGAACCACUUCCAGGUCACAGUUCACGUGGGCGUGGCUACAGAGCCUCGCUACGUGCCCACGCCCCGUGGCGUGGAGCAGGUGGACCACUUCCUCAUCCGAGUGUUCGGGGUCAAGCUGGAAGCUCCCGAGCGUCACGUGACCAUCGAGCAGUCUCAGGCCGACCGCAGCAGGAAACCUCUGCAGCCCGUCAGGGUGGUGCUGAGCGGCGUGGGGAUCAGCAAGGUGACGCUGGGCCGCCUCCACUUCAGCGAGACCACCGCCAACAACAUGAGGAAGAAGGGAAGACCCAACCCAGACCAGCGGUAUUUUCAGCUGGUGGUCGGCUUGUACGCCGCCAUCAGAGAGGAGGACGAGGAGAAGCCCUUCCUCAUGGCCGCCCUGGCAUCAGAGAAACUCAUCGUUAGGGCAUCCAACCCAGGUCAGUUUGAGACCGACGGCGACGCCUUGUGGCAACGCGGGGCGGCGCAGGACGGCGUGGUCUGUCACGGCCGCGUGGGCAUCAACACGGACGCCCCAGAGGAGGCGCUGGUCGUCUGCGGCAACGCUACGGUGACGGGCAGCCUCAUGCGGCCGUCGGACCGGCGGGCCAAGGAGAACAUCCAGGAGGUGGACCCGCAGAAGCAGCUGAGGACCAUCACGCAGAUGAGACUGGUGGAGUUCGACUACAAGCCUCAGUUCGCCGCCAGCAUGGGGAUAGACCACACCCACCAGACAGGUCUCCUCGCUCAGGAGCUGAAGGAGCUCCUGCCGGACGCCGUCAAGGAGGUGGGGGAGGUGACGUGCGGCGACGGCCAGAAGAUCGCCAACUUCCUGGUGGUGGACAAGGAGCAGAUCUUCAUGGAGAACGUGGGCGCCGUGCAGCAGCUUUCCAAAAUGGCCGACAGCCUGGAGAGCCGCGUCACCGAGUUGGAGGUGUGGAAGCGACGCCUCGCCAAGCUCAAGAGCCUGACGGGAAGCCUGCGCUCCACCAGCACCGCGUCCGGGCAGGGAAGCGUCGCGUCCACCUCGCACGCUUUGGACACGCCCACAAAAGCGCCGGGUGCACGUGGCGGCCAUUGUGCCCCGCACAGAACCUUCCAGGCGUGCAUCUGCACGCUGGGCAUCGCUGUGGCCGUCUGCCUCGUCACCGUGGGCGCCCUCUACCUGCUCAGCCAAUCACAGCACAGCAACAUGUCUGCCGGCAACAGUAACAGCAGCCUACUUCCUGUGCAGACCACGCCCACCAGCUCAGCUCCACCCACCGCCCCCACCGGCACCCCCGCGUCGUGGCCCCCCGACGUGCACUUCUGCGACCUGCUCUACUGCAACACGGUGUACUGCUGCCCCUCGCCACCGGGGGGGCGCUGUGACGCCAACCUCAGCUCCAGCCAAUCGGACGCGGCCGACGACUUUUUCCAGAAGUUUCUCAGCGCCAAAGACUGUAAGUGCUUUAAAAUGGUUGACCAGGAACGCCACCUCACCAGGACGCCCUCACCGUGUGCACCAGGGACCAACACCAGCAUGACGUCUUUCAUGAUCAAAGAGAACCAGCAGGUGAUUGACAGGCGCUACUGCGUGAGAGACGAGUGCGGACCCGACAGGUUCGUGUUCCAGGUCCCCAUCAGCCCGUUUGUGCCCACCAACAUGCGAGUGACGCUCCUCAUGAAUUCCACGCAGCUGCUGGUCGUCCACCUGUGCGCCUUCCAGGAGUCGUCCGCGUGCACCGGCGUGCACGACAGAAACCACGCCGGCGCCGGCGGCAGAUACCCGUCCAACACUCAGGUCGGAACCAGAACCAGAACCAGAACCAUGGCUCCCUCUGGUGGCUGCUGUUGUUAUCACUGCCCAAUCAAUGUGUGUGUGUGUGUGUGCGUGCGUGUGCACGUGCGUGCGAGCAGGGGGAGCAUCAAUGGCCGCUGCACGUCGCUCCUCUUCAUCACGGCUCCUAUCACUUUCGCUCCACGGUGGCCGGUCAAGCCGACUGCAGUACGGACCACCGCCUCGGGGGGGCGCUCUUCACCGACUACCACUUCUACUUCCACCGACGCUGCCCCGCCGGCGUGUAAAAGAUGUCAUGGCUGAUGUGUUCGUAUUAAAAGACUACAUCCAGCGUUGGUGUCGUCUCGUG
Messenger RNA from Doryrhamphus excisus (bluestripe pipefish), 5877 nucleotides. Lineage: Eukaryota; Metazoa; Chordata; Actinopteri; Syngnathiformes; Syngnathidae. The record is from RefSeq and is a predicted model, not a curated record.